AGAGUGUUGGGAGGUUCCCAAGCUCCAGGCGGGCCUACUAAGUCUAAUACCAGGAGGCAAGAUGUGCGUGUGCUUGCACUUACUUUGGGAGUGGAAAUCAAAUCAGUCCUAAGUACUCUAUAUAUACAUAGACACAAAGAGUGACCGUGAUGAGCGUGAAGCCUAAAGCAGAGAAGAGCUAGUGAUAACAGUAGUAGGAAUGAGAACGACAACUAGGAGGCAUGAAAAAGAGCCCCGCAGCUGGCGUCAGGCUAAACAUCCGCUUCUUCCAUCUGAUGCUCACGAUGAUCCUACCACAUGGAUGCUCUUGUCAUUUCUAUUAGAUGAAGAAACAGGAGCUUUGAGGUGUGAGCUGCUUCCCCAAAGUCACGGAAGUAGUAAAUGCCAAACUAGGAUCUAAAUUCCAGGAGUCUGACCCCAGCACCCAAGCCGUGGAAGCCGGCGGUGCCCACGUAGGCCCCAUCUAGUCUUGGGAAGGAUGUCUCCCUCCCGGACCCGGACCUGACCCCAGCCCAGCGCCCCUGUGGUGGGUGUGGCACUCUUAAAGAGCAUCUGGCAAAUUUUGCUUCCUCUGAUUUCUUAUGAAACGACCUUUGGAUUUGGCUUCCCGUGCGACCCACAUACAGGGAAAGAAGGUCAUGAUCUGCCAACAGGACAGCUGUAGUUUUCAUUAGUCAAUUAACAGGCUGGCUGCCUGGGUUCACACACAUAUCUGUUUCCGGAUGAAGCGAGCCCACCCCAGGGCUGGAGCCCGCCGUGUGCCAACUUCAUUGAGAUUCCGAGGAUGCGAGCGUAGCCCCCAGCCUGUCCGUGUGCCAAGGAAAUCCCUCUUGGCCUCCUUUUGGCAGGCUUGGCCAGUCUUCCCCAGUGACAGCCUGGCUUUUUGGAUUCAAGUCUCAGGGUCUGGCUGUGAGGGUCUUCUGCAGAGAGAAGGAGGCAACAGUGCCAGGUUCCAGCGUGCCUUCCAAGUUCCACAUUCCGUGCGCAGACUCCCGGCGCCAGAGCGAAGGCCGGCCCUUGGCAGGACACCGGCUGAGGAAGUGGCAUUCUGAAGUCAUUCCUGAAAUUCUGCCCUAAAUCAAAGGAGCCAGAGGGCCCGCGAAUUCUCCCUCUACCUCCCUUUCCAGGAGCAACCAUGGCCCUAAGUGAUGGCGAUGUACAGAAGCAGAUUAAGCACAUGAUGGCUUUCAUUGAACAGGAAGCCAAUGAAAAGGCAGAAGAAAUAGAUGCCAAGUCUGAGGAAGAGUUCAAUAUUGAGAAAGGACGCCUUGUGCAAACCCAACGACUAAAGAUUAUGGAGUAUUAUGAGAAGAAGGAGAAGCAAAUAGAGCAGCACAAGAAAAUCCAGAUGUCCACCAUGAGGAAUCAGGCAAGGCUGAAAGUCCUAAGAGCCCGAGAUGACCUCAUCUCAGAGUUGCUGAAUGAUGCAAAGCUGAGACUCAGCAGGAUUGUGGCCGACCCAGAAGUCUACCAGGGGCUCCUGGAUAAACUAGUGCUCCAGGGUCUGCUCCGGCUGCUGGAGCCCGUGGUAAUUAUACGCUGCAGGCCACAGGACCUCCUCCUGGUGGAGGCUGCAGUGCUAAAAGCCAUCCCUGAGUACAUGGCAGUCUCCCAUAAAUGUGUGGAAGUCCAAGUUGAUCAAGAGGUGCACCUGUCUAUGAAUGCAGCUGGAGGUGUGGAGGUCUACAGUGGCAAUCAGAGAAUAAAGGUUUCCAAUACCCUAGAAAGUCGACUGGAUCUCUUAGCCCAACAAAAGAUGCCUGAAAUACGAAAGGCCUUGUUUGGAGCCAAUGCCAACAGAAAGUUCUUUAUAUAAGCCUCUGUGAAGUGAAGCUCAUGUUGAAUUGCUAAGCCAUUAAAAGCCUAAGUUAUUAGGGCAAAGGAAACUAGUAAUGUUUCCUCCUCUUUGUUGUUUUCACAGGAGUCUAUUAUCUUUCAUGAAGUGCCCUCUGAAUAGCUAAAAGCGUAUUUUGGAAUAAAACCUGAAAAUGCUUAUAAA
Molecule: messenger RNA, 1999 nt
Organism: Canis lupus familiaris (dog)
Lineage: Eukaryota; Metazoa; Chordata; Mammalia; Carnivora; Canidae
Gene: ATP6V1E2
Product: ATPase H+ transporting V1 subunit E2
Exons: 2
Coding region: 1136-1816 (226 amino acids)
Biological process (GO): proton transmembrane transport
Cellular component (GO): proton-transporting two-sector ATPase complex, catalytic domain
Molecular function (GO): proton-transporting ATPase activity, rotational mechanism
Source: RefSeq, a predicted model, not a curated record